Rhizophagus irregularis DAOM 181602=DAOM 197198 is the source of this 1540-nucleotide messenger RNA. The record is from RefSeq and is a predicted model, not a curated record. Lineage: Eukaryota; Fungi; Glomeromycota; Glomeromycetes; Glomerales; Glomeraceae.
UUUUUUUUUAAUAUUCUUUUCAUUCUCGAAUAUACUUUAUUUGCUGGUCAAAAUUGAAAUAAUUUAUCAUAAAUCAUUUUGAAUUCAGUACAUACUAAAAGAUUAUAAACCAAAUGAAUUCAUUAAAAUUUACCACAUAUUCACAUUCGUUAUAUUAUUCAAAUCGUUCAAGUAAUAUACUUAAAAAUCAAAAUACUUCGAUAAUACGUUCAUUUUUUACCUUAAUAAAUACUCAUAGAAUAUUUUUGAAUAAUAAUAAAUCCAUUUUUCUUUCUUCUCAUUCAAACACUAUUAAUCAUAAAAGAUAUUUUACUAAUUUUUUUUUAUCAAAAUUUUGGACAAAAAAAACACUUAAACCUGUUCCCUCAAACCUACAGAAAUUUUUUGAUACAUCGACAUCAUCAAAUCUAUCCAUAACUGCUUUACCAGCAAAUCCAACUCCAACUCCAGAACCAACAAUAAAACCUAUACCUAUUUAUACACGACUAACUUCUGUAUUUCCUAUUCCUAGUAAACAUAAUAAGUUUAUACUAUCUCCUGGUGGAUCUGGUUUACCAAAAAACUCUGAAAAGUUAAUUUCCACGAAUAAUGAUGAAAAAUAUCAUAGUGUGGGUUGUGGAGAAGAUAGUUUUUUUUUAAGAUAUGAUUCUUUAGGUGUAGCUGAUGGAGUUGGUGGUUGGCGUAAUGUUUCUUCCUUACGUAAUACUGUUGCGAAUUCAGCUUUAUAUGCUCGUAAAUUGAUGCACUAUUCGUAUGCAGAACUUGAAAAGUAUGACAAUGUUGAAGAUGAGAAGAAAUAUAAUGAUGUUAAUCCUGUUGAUAUAUUACAAGCAAGCUAUAAAAAAACUAUUAGCGAAUUAGAAUUAGAGAGAGUUAUUGGAUCAUCAACCGCAUUAAUUGCAAUAUUACGAGAUGAUGAAUUAAGAAUAGCGAAUGUAGGAGAUUGUGGUAUAGGUGUAAUACGUUAUAAUGAAUUUAUAUUUCGUAAUGAGGAACAACAACAUUCCUUCAAUUAUCCCUACCAAUUAGGUACAGGCUCAAUUAUUACACCUAAAGAUUCACAACAAUUCACAGUUAAAAUUCAACUAGGAGAUAUUAUAAUUCUGGGUAGUGAUGGUAUAUUUGAUAACUUAUUUGAGAAUGAUAUAAUUGAUGAAAUUAAGGAUAAGGAACUUGAUCCUCAAAUGAUAAGUGAUGCUUUGGCUUGGAAAGCAAAACAAGCGAGUGUGGAAGAUAUUUCUUCUCCGUUUCAAUAUCGUGCUCAUCAAGAAGGUUUACCUUAUCAAGGUGGUAAAAGAGAUGAUAUUAGUGUUCUGGUUGCUAUAGUAACCGAUAAUAAUUUGGAUAGGUUAAAUUGCUAAUUUAUAUUAUAUAUGUGCAACACCCAUAUAAGUUUAAAAAAUUAUGCUAAGCAAAGAAUACCAUCAAAAAUUUAUUAUCAUUAUUAAAUACUUGAAAUAUGUGAAGAUUAACGGACUAUAUAAGCAUUUCUUUUUCAUAAAAUCAAAUUUUAUUAUCAUAGAAUUGAAAUUUAUGUAAU